ACGCCGCUUGUUCUCUUCUUUUCUACUCUCACCAACACCAAAACAUGCUCUUUCAUUCUUCUACCUCCCACUACCACUAUUCUCAGUACAACCACUCACUUUCCGUUUCGUCGGUGUCGUCCGUACGUUGGAUUCGAAACCCCCUCUAAGCUAGUCGUAGCCGAGCUUUUAUUUAUUUAUUUAUUUUUUUACUUCUUUACAUCUACAACACAUAUUUGAGACACAGAUCACACAUGUAUAUAUAUGUGUAUGCAAGAUUUUGGUUCGAGAGUACAGAAAGAAUCUUAGUUUAAGUGAAAGCCGUAUCUAUUAGAUUUGUUUUGUCUUGUUUGUGGAAGAGAUUGGGAGAAGUAAGGAAGCAGCAGAAGACGGCGAAGACCAAGGAUAUUAUCAAAAGCCAAACAUAGAGCAGACUCUCUCUCGACGUCGUCGCAAGAGGCGGCACGCUUGUAGCGUGUAUGGCACCAACAACACUGUCAUAAUGGCCACAGGCAGCAGCAUCAGCAGCAGCAGCGGUAGCAGCGGCGGCGGCGGCGACGACGUCGGUAGUGGUGGAGGCGGCGGCGGUCAUGGCCACCAUCACCACCACUACCACCACCACCAUCAUCAGCAGCAGCAGCAUCACCAACAUUAUCAGCAGCCAGACGGCCAAGUGGCGGGAACGACCAUGAUGAUGAUGGAAGAGGCGGAAGUGGCAGCAGCGGCUGCGUCUCCUUUGCAGCACGGCAUAACGGACUCUACUUCUUCAUUAUCCUCCACCACCGCAGCCGCCCUGGUCAGAGAAGGUGGUAGCAGCAGCAGCAAUGCCGUCGCCGCCACCACCAUCACCCCCGCCACGUCGCUUACCAAUAACACCAGCAGCAGCAGUAUUAUCACCACCGUAACCACUACCACAACUACAGUACCUACUCUUCCUGUUACUCACGGUUUAUUACCACCUUCGCCGUCACCAACGGCAGUAGCAGCAGCAGCAGCAGCACUACUACCGCCGCCUCAUACGUCUCCUCCUACCGAAUCUCUUCCGUCGCUCGCGCCGACGCCGUCGUCUCCAGCAACAGCAGCAGCAGCAGCGACAUCGAGAACACUACUACCACCACUACCGUUAUCAUCAACAUCAUCAUCAACAUCAACGUUGUCGUCCUCCUCCUACUCUUCCUCCAGAGUAACCAUAGCGGCGCCUUCCGGAACUGCGACCUCAAGCAGGAUCGAACUCACAACGGCUUCUUCACUCAGCCUGGCCAAACGCAAGAAGGAAAUGGACAGUUCCCGGGACGGAUCCGGUCUGCUUUACAAACGUCUGAAGUAUGACUGGAACCAAACAGAUGACCAUGUGACCAUCACUGUGAAAUUAGGAGAUGAAGCUGAGUUCAGUGAUCCAGAAUUCUCGCAGACUGGAGUCAAGAUGAAGCUUCGAGAUGGUACAGUGUGGGGUCUGACAUUCAACAGUGAGAUAGACUCCAACAAUUGCAAGAUGGAACUGGCCGACUCUUCUACUUCAAUGGUUCUGACAGUGAGAAAGAAGGUUCACAGCCAUUGGACCUCCCUGGAGGCUGACAUUGGUGAUGACCACAACCAGACAGCUGACUCAAUGGACAAUGUCAUGACCGAUAAUGUUCUAGAACAGUUGGUCAGUAACGAGAAUGACAACAGCUGGAAUGACUCAGGGACGGAAAUGCAUCCCUUAGAGUCGUCCUGUUAUCAGUUGCAGCACACAAAACAUGACUGGAUAGAAAAGAAUGAGACCUUUAUAAUCCAUAUCUAUGUACGCAAGACCAACGUAGAUGGUGUGAAGGUUUUCUUCAAGCAGAGACUUGUUGCUGUCCGCUUCCAGACCAGUGAUCCGAAAUUCCUUGACCUCCACCAAGGAACCACAGAAUCAACAGUGUUCUGUUGGAAAAUUAAUGUGAAACACGAGAUCCUACCUUUGGCGUGCAAGUACCGUGUUACUGGUUCUCUCAUUGAAGUGACACUCAGCAAGAAAGAGCCCCUGAAAUGGGGGGCCCUUGAAGUUCCCCUGCAAAAAAGAAAUAUUAUUGGGAACCGGUCAUCUGAGUGGCUGCCAGCCGCCAAAGACAGGCCAGUGCCUCACACCCAGCAGACUGGCAACAGCACUGCAGCCACAGUAGUCACCACGGCAACUGGCACAACAUUCAGCACUUCUAGAAGCACUAUGAACACUGCAAAUUACUCCAGCAGCAGCUCUGCCACCAUCACGGGAUAUCCACCGCCUCCACCACCACCCCCUGCCCCACCUCUGCCCGCCCUGCCCACUGCUGCGGCUGCAGCAAUGUCUCCCACUUCACAUUAUGGCACCUCCUCCACUGCUGUCGACUCUUCACGGCGAGGCGGAAGCGGUGAUGGAAUGCCACUGGAUGAGCUGCAAGAACUGGCUGCUACUCCUGGUACUAUUGGAGACCGGCGUGGCAUACCAACUUGUGACAACUUCUCACCGUCUAACCCCUGUAACAAGCCAACUCUACCAAUGGUGAACCAGAAACCAACAUGUAAAGUGUCUCCAAUGAACAAGCUGAGAGAUAUUGAUCAAUUGGUCACUCCAGGUUUUACAGGCCUAGACAACCUGGGUAACUCAUGUUUCAUGAACAGUGUGCUCCAGUGUCUGGCCAACACCAGUGAAUUUCGGGAUUACUUUCUCGAUGGCAGUUUCCAGAAGGAGAUAAACACCGAAAACCUGUUGGGCUCAGGCGGCCAGUUGGCUUCAGCAUUUGCUGUCUUGUUGAGAUGUCUGUGGAGUGGUAAAUACACAUCAUACCAACCCUCAAAGUUAAAGAACCUUGUUGCGAUGAAGGCCAGCGUGUUCACAGGGUUUGCACAACAUGACGCACAAGAGUUCAUGGCCUUUCUAUUGGAUAUGUUACAUGAGGAUCUCAACAGAGUCAAGAACAAACCUUACAUUCAGACUGUUGACUCAGAUGGCCGACCAGAUGAGAUUGUUGCAAAUGAAGCUUGGGAUGUUUACAAGAAAAGAGAUGAUUCAUUCAUCGUUGACCUGUUCCAAGGUCAGUACAAGUCCAAACUGGUGUGUCCAGUUUGCGAAAAGGUGUCCAUUACUUUUGAUCCUUUCUGUUACCUGUCCAUACCACUGCCAAAAAAGCAGAGACUAAUUACUGUGGUGUUUUUCUGGAAGGAACCAUACAGAAAACCUGUACAGUAUAAGCUGCGAAUGACGAAAGAUGCCACAGUUGAACUACUCAAAGACAAGCUGUCAAAGAAAACUAGUGUCAAAGCUCGAAAUAUUCGUGUGUUUGAAUCCAAAAGAAGCAAGAUACACAAAAUCUAUGGACGUGGCACUUUACUGAGCAGUGACUACAGCACGGAGAGGCUUAUAGCAUCAGAAGUUCUGUCACAAGAGAUGGCAGGUGAACCAGUUUAUGAAAUAUACAUCAUCCAGAGGAUACGUAUGCCAAUGUUCUCAUCAACCAUGUGCUCGUCUUGCAAGAAGAAGUCUCCAGAAGGUCGUCCUCUUAAAAGAUGCACCCGUUGCUACAAGGUUGGAUACUGCAAUCAGGAGUGCCAGAGGGCCCACUGGGAGAUCCACAAGGAAUCCUGCAAGUGUAAUCCCAUUGGAUGUCCAUUUCUCAUCUCGCUACCAAAAUCUCGGGCAACAUUCUCCAGACUGCGGAAAUUGUUGGAAGCAUAUUCCAGAUAUUCUGUGAAUGUUUUCCAGCCACCAGUCAAGGCCGAAGUGUCAUCGUCGUCUUCAGCAGCAGCUGCGUCUAUGGCGGCUGCAGCGUCCACUGCAGCUGCAACGACAACCAUUCUCACUACUUCCAACACGACCACUGCCACCAAGCUGCCAUCAUCCAUCACCACUGGCUGCUCCAUGUCGGGGCUCAGUUCAAGCAGCCAGUCUUCUGGGAGCCUCAGCAGCCUGGACAGCCAAGCUUCCUACAGCAGUGCCUGUACGCUGACUGCUGACCCAGAGACCAACAUGGCCGAUGUCCACGAUGACGACGACGAUGAUAAUGAUGGUAAUGAUGGCAAUAAUGGAGGUGAUGACGGUCAUGGAGGUGAUGCCAUGACUUCCACAACCACCACCACUGGCUCUGGCCUCUAUCGGAACGAAGGGGAAGAGGAAGCUGAUGAGGAUGACAUCUGUUCUGGUGGUGGCGAUGGUAGGAGAAAGCGGAGCAACACCACUGGUUCUGUAAUGUCUUCAGAACGAUUGCGGGCUGGGCUACCAGCACGUUUCUCCCCAAUACCCACCCCACCAUCAAAUUCUUCUGUGACCCCACCCCACACCUCUCUCAGCAAGUGUGCCCCGCUGCCGACUGUACCGUCAUCUUUGUUGACGACGGCAAAUUCGACCCCUCCCUUGCCACCCCCACCUCCCCCUCUACCUCCUGCUGCUAUCAGCCCAACUAUGCCAGCACUGACGCCCUCUGGCGACCCUUCCCCACUGCCAUUAAUGCCAUUCAGCCGGACGGAGGCAGACACGAUGCUAGAUGUAGAACAGUGGCAGAGGACAUCGCUUCUCUCCUCUUCUUCCUCCUCCCCUUCCUUGCCUUCCACCUCCCCUCCUGCGGCCUGCCUCUCCUCCUCCUCCACCACCAACAACACUGCUACCGCUAUCAGCCCUGCUCACCAAUCCCCAGCUACAACCCCGACAGGUGCCACCUCGGCCGGUGGUGGGGAUGCGUCACUGUUGCUCUCUGACCGCAUGCACCUCAGCCGCACCCAGUUGCCCACUUCAGCCGUGCUUGGACUGCAGAAUGAGGAGACCCCACUCGACCAGGGACCAGCCCUCUUCUUUGUCAAGCCCGUCUGUCAAGAUGGUAGUGAGAUCAAUGGUUACAAUGGCAUGAAACUGGAAGACAGAGGCGACGAAGCACUUGAUUUGAAGAACAAGAAGUUUUUGGCAAUGGAUUGGCAGAACAACGACCGACAGCCACGUUUUGUAUUGGUCCAGUCCAAGGAAUUGGAAUGUGAUGAUGAUGAAACUGUUCAGCUGGAGUCAUUGGAUGAUACUGGUGAUAUUUCACUCGAUCAUUGUCUGAAUCUCUUCACUGAACCUGAAGUCCUCAGCCAAGAAGAGGCUUGGUACUGUCCCCAGUGCGCAGAACACCGAGAGGCCACUAAACAGAUGUCUAUAUGGCGUCUACCCCGAAUGUUGAUCAUACAGUUGAAGCGGUUUUCAUAUGGUCAUCUCAGCUGGAGGGACAAAGUGGAUAAAAUGGUACACUUCCCCACCCGGGGCCUUGACAUGUCCUGUUAUUUCAUAGGGAACCGUCCAGACAGCCAAACGUCCACUAUCUAUGAUCUCUAUGGAGUCAUUAACCACACUGGUGGACUUCUGGGAGGUCACUACACAUCCUAUGUCCGGUGUGCUGACAAGUUCACACCCUUCAAGAAUGAAGUUGAUUGGCGCUUUUGUGAUGAUAGUCACGUAGUACCUGUGGUGGAGAAAAAUGUUGUCACCCGACUGGCCUACCUCCUCUUCUAUAGACGCCACGAUGCACCUCCAAUGUCUGAGUCGGAACUGGCCGGUAUCAUGUCAGAUGCGGUCAGCAGCGCUGCCAGUGGCGUCAUUGGGGGGUGCCCCCUGAACAAGACCAAUGCCACACCAUCGACUGCACUGACAACGGCGACCAACACCAAGACAGUGCCUGAAGGCCCGUGCUCGGCCAUGAAGACAGAGGAGAUGCCUGAGUUACAACUCAGCACUGAUGUAUCUGAAAGGAAACUAGCUGUUGGCAAUGCUACCUUGAACUGGAGUCACUCGGCUACCAGCGACGUCAUUGUUGAUGACGACAGUUUUCCCCCUCCCUUGGACAAUCGGUACAACUGCACCAGCCUCCCUUACACUGACAUGGAUGCUGUUGACUAAGCAGGGAAUGUUGGACAUGGUGCCCCAGAGAGGGAGAAAAGCUGUUGGUCUGCUUUCAGUUGUAAAAUUUUCACAGAUUAGGCAGUGUUUUAAAACUUUUGUAUAUAUAAAUAUAUACACUCAUCACACACAAUUUAUAUAAACACACACACGUAGCACCUGUCUGAUACAUUGGUAUGUGUGUGUGUGUGUGAGUGUACGUGUAUACAUAGAUACACACGCAAAGAUAUAUACACAUACAUAUAUAUACUCAAGCUAACAAAUGCAUACACCACCCUUCAAAUAUAUAUGCAAUAUUAUGUAUACACCACACAUACAUACACAUGUAUCUAUACACACACACACACACACACACACACACACACACAUACAUUAGUUUACAUUUUACACAUGGUUUUUGUACCCUUGACACAUUACAACACGUAAAAAUAUACACCCACCAACCAAUAUACAUACAUGUACAUAACUCCUCCCUGCCAUCAUUUCUCUGGAUUUUCUUUUAAAAAACAUUAAAAAAAGAAGACAAAGAAAAAAAAUAACUUUUCUACACUUUUUUGUGUUUUUCAUAUUCAUGUUGUUUUUGUUAUUGUUGAUGUUUAUGUCUGUGUAUAUGU
Molecule: messenger RNA, 6459 nt
Organism: Octopus sinensis (East Asian common octopus)
Lineage: Eukaryota; Metazoa; Mollusca; Cephalopoda; Octopoda; Octopodidae
Product: ubiquitin carboxyl-terminal hydrolase 19
Exons: 27
Coding region: 482-5845 (1787 amino acids)
Biological process (GO): protein deubiquitination
Molecular function (GO): cysteine-type deubiquitinase activity
Source: RefSeq, a predicted model, not a curated record